AUGCCCUUGAUGCAAACAUGCCACCUACUUCAAGAUGAUGAGAACAUCCUGUCUGUUGCUCUGCAUGCUUCUUGGAGCAGAUACAGGCUUGCACGCUGUGCAGAAGAUGGAUUAUUUUGUACUCCUCCUGUGGACAUUACCUGUCACCAUCCUGAAAUGUACCUCUAUGCCUUUUUUGACAAUCCUGUGGAUUGGAAGCUUGGACAAGGCAGGUUCACUUAUUUUGAUGAACUAAAAUGUUUGAACAGGGCUCAAUCCUUCCAUGCACGUAUGUCACUUCUAUCAUCUGUUCUUGUUUUUCAGACACUUCAGCUCUACUGCCUAUGUGUAUCCUUUGCUGCCUCCUUAGCUACUGACAGUGGAUUUCCAGGAAUUAAUCACGAUUAUGUCUUCAUUACACCAGUGGAAGUGGACUCCAAUGGAGCCUACAUCUCACAUGAUAUCUUGCACAGUAGUAGGAAGAAGAGAUCUAUGCAAAGUUCAAAGACUUCCUUGCACUACAGAUUUUCAGCAUUUGGACAGGAACUACACUUGGAGCUCCAGCCCUCUCCGCUGCUGUCAAGUCAGUUCACUGUGAAUAUUUUAGGUCAAGAUGGAUCCUUAACAGAUGUGGAACAGACUGCGGAGCCAUGUUUCUAUCAGGGAUUUAUCAGGAACUAUGAGAACUCCUCAGUGGCCUUAUCUACAUGUGUGGGCAUGUCAGGUUUCUUAAGGACACGUUCAAGUGAGUAUUUUAUAUCACCGAUACCGAAGCAUCUUGCUGAAACGCACAACUUUACCUCUCCUGAAGGACACCACCCCCAUGUACUGUAUAAACGAUCAGCAGAAAGUAAAGUAAAACUACACUCAGGAAAACCAUACGACAGCUCUACCAACCAAUCACAUGGAAACGUGCAAAAGCAACAUUUCUGUGGAAGACGUAAAAAGUAUAUGAAUAGAAACAACACCAAAUUAAAGGCAGAUGAGUACGUCCAUCUGUCACGAUCUAAGCGCUCGGCAGCAAAAUCUCAGCACAGUGGGAGUUUGGUUGUUGAAACCCUUGUAGUUGCGGAUAAAAAAAUGGUGGAGAAGCAUGGCAAGGAAGGAGUGACCACCUACAUACUGACAGUGAUGAACAUGGUAUCUAGUCUAUUUAAGGAUGGGACCAUUGGAAGUGAUAUUAAUAUUGUUGUUGUGAGUCUUCUACUUUUGGAAGAGGAACCAGCUGGGCUUAAGAUCACUCACCACGCCGAUCAGACCUUAAAUAAUUUUUGUCAGUGGCAAUCUGCUCUUAUGGGAAAGAAUGGGAAAAGACAUGAUCACGCCAUUUUGUUGACAGGACUGGAUAUCUGUUCUUGGAAAAACGAACCUUGUGAUACUUUAGGUUUUGCACCGAUUAACGGCAUGUGCAGCAAAUAUCGCAGCUGUACCAUUAAUGAAGACACCGGUUUAGGUCUGGCAUUUACUAUUGCUCAUGAGUCUGGUCACAACUUUGGAAUGGUUCAUGAUGGAGAAGGGAACCCUUGCAGAAAGGCUGAGGGCAACAUCAUGUCCCCCACUUUAUCUGGAAACAAUGGUGUGUUUUCCUGGUCCGCCUGCAGUAGACAGUAUCUGAAGGAGUUCCUCAGCACAGCUCAAUCCUCCUGCCUCGUUGACGAGCCAAAGCAAUUAGGACAUUUCCAGUACCCUGAGAAGCUGCCCGGGCAGAUCUAUGAUGCUGACACUCAAUGUAAAUGGCAAUUUGGACCAAAAGCAAAGCAGUGUAGCCUGAGCUUUGUAAAGGAUAUAUGCAAGUCCCUGUGGUGCCACAAAUAUGGGCACAGGUGUGAGACGAAGUUCAUGCCAGCUGCAGAGGGAACAGUCUGUGGUCUAAAUAUGUGGUGCCGAAGAGGACAAUGUGUGAGAUUUGGAGACAAUGGGCCAAGACCAGUUAAUGGAGGAUGGUCAGACUGGUCGGAUUGGUCCCAGUGUUCCAGAGACUGUGGUGCCGGAGUGAAGUAUCAGGAGAGGUUCUGCAAUAACCCAGUACCUCAGCAUGGAGGGAAAUACUGCCAGGGCUCAAGCCGUAUUUAUCAGAUUUGUAACACCCAAGCUUGUCCUCCUAACACUCCUAACUUCCGAGCACAGCAGUGUGCUGAAUUCAACAGCAAGCCAUUCAGAGGGUGGUACUACAAAUGGAAGCCCUACACAAAGGUGGAAGAGGAGAAUAUCUGUAAGCUGUACUGUACUGCUGAAGAUUUUGACUUCUUCUUUGCCUUAUCCAACAAAGUAAGAGAUGGAACACCUUGCUCUUCCAAUGGACUCGACAUUUGUAUUGACGGCAGUUGCGAGCUUGUAGGGUGUGAUUAUGUCCUUGGAUCAAAAGCAAAUUUCGAUGCCUGCGGGGUCUGUAAAGGUGAUAAUUCAACAUGCAAGUUCUACAGAGGACAGUAUCUGAACCAUCACAAAACUAACGACUACUAUUCUGUAGUCACUGUUCCAGCGGGUGCUAGAAGCAUCCAUUUCCGAGAGCUCCAGUAUUCCACCAGUUACCUCGCUGUGAGAAACCUCAACAGAAAGUACUAUUUAACAGGAGACUGGACCAUUGACUGGCCUGGAAAGUUCUCAUUCGCUGGGACCACUUUUAAUUAUCAAAGAUCAGCACAGCAACCAGAAAGUCUUUAUGCAGCUGGACCAACCAACGAAACUCUGGUUUUAGAAGUUCUUUAUCAAGGAAAGAAUGGGGGAUUUGCUUGGGAGUAUACAUUACCCUUAUCUACAAAUGAUGAAAGACCGGUGAAGAAAACCAGUUUUGCAUGGGCCCCUAUGUAUACCGAAUGUUCUGUGUCAUGUGGUGGGGGUCAAAUGAAUGUGAAACUUGUGUGUUUGCAAGAUCUCCAAAUUCAAGUUAAUUCCAGCAUGUGUGGCUUGUUGAGCAAACCUCUCCUGGAACCAAGAUUGUGCAAUACCCAACCAUGUCCAGCCUAUUGGUCAACUGGCCAGUGGAGUCCAUGUAGUGCUUCUUGUGGUGGGGGCCAACAAACCAGGACUAUUAAGUGUCUCCAAAAAAAGAUGAUGCAGGGUGAGGAAUUGGUUGGACAUUCCAACUGCCCAGUGACUACUCCAAUCCAAGUCCAAAAGUGCAAUACCCAGGACUGUCCAGCAGAAUGGAGCACUGGACCCUGGUCUCAGUGCUCCCGAUCUUGUGGAAAGGGAAUUAAGAAACGAGAAGUUUAUUGCAGAAGUGUCAACUUGGAGAAAUAUAAAAUACUUCCAGAAAACCUGUGCAUAGCCAACUCAAAGCCGGAGUCCACUGAGAGCUGUAUGUCAGCACGCUGCCAGAAAAAUGACAAAUUGCAGUGGGUGAUAUCUGCAUGGACUGAGUGUUCAGCAACAUGUGGUCCUGGUGUAAAAAAGCGUGAACUGAAGUGUGGAGAGCAAGACAGUCAUGGUAAACUUGUGACUGUUCCUCAGAGAAGAUGCCGUAGUCUCAGAAAAGUGAAUAUACCCCUGGAGCAGUCGUGCAAUAGCAAACCAUGCCCUGUGGAGUCACCCUACUCUGCAUUUUAUGGAUGGCAUACAUCACCAUGGCAACCGUGUACAGUUACAUGUGGUGGAGGCGUGCAGAUGCGAAAUGUCCAGUGUCUUCAUCAAGGUAGACCUGUGGUAGGAUGUCUGCCUAAUCAGAAGCCAUCAACUUCCCAAGCGUGCAACAUGAACUUCUGUCCUUCUUCAGGAUCCAAAGAAGAUCCAUCGUGUGUGGACUACUUCAGCUGGUGCUCCCUUGUCCCUCAACAUGGAGUUUGCAACCACAAGUUUUAUGGGAAGCAAUGUUGUAAGUCUUGCACGAGAAAGAAACACUACAGUGACACUGGAUGACCUCCUGGUAUUGGCCAUGACUUGUCUUCACUGCAGAAAAUUUCCUCUGAAAUAGAAAUUCAUGCAACAAAAGUUAAUAAUCUCUGGAAUAUUGUUUGAUCUUAAGGCUGGAAAAUCACAGACAAAUUCCAGACAAUCAGAUUUUUCUCUGAUUAAAAGUUCCUAGGUGUAUUCAAGCUACAAGCAAAACACUGAAUUUGUACUGGAAGGAAACUAAAUCCUGAGGAACCAUGGCUGUGGGCUCCAGCAAAAGCACCACAAUGAAAUGUGUCCCUGAACUAGAUGCCAUGGCCUGCAGAAGAUACAAGAACUAAGUUCCACCGGAGGUCAGGCACAACUGGUAGAAGAGAAAGUCCAUGUUUGUAAACCAUGUGUGGCAGAUAUUCUGGUGGACUGUAUCUGAAUCUACAGAUUGUUUUCUUCAUGAGCCAAUAUGUAAAAAACGUUUGGACACAAAUCGACUCUUAUGAGAGGUCAUGUGGUGGUUGGACAUACAGUAUAUAAAACAUUUGGUAGAAAUGGAGAUCUGUAAUAAUGGACUUUGUAUUUCAAAUAUUUAUCGUACAUCUCAUCCUUUAACCUGAAUCUGGAGCCGUAAGAUGGUCCUGCUUUGGUGCUUGUAUGUAGGUGCUACUACUAUUUGGUCAGCGUUAGAGAUGGUGCUCUUUACCUUGCUGCUGGAAAAGCAGGGUGGUUAUCUUGUGAACUUAUGUUCUGAAUUUACAUUCAUAUCAAAUGUAAAAUCAGAUAAUGAAAGACAUAUGAACAUACCACAGAACACUUUGGAAUGAAUGCUUGCCCUCAACUCGGAGAAACGGAUGAGUUUUAGAACAUAUUGCCACAUGGCUACAUACACUACAUGAGUUGCAUUUCCUGACC
Bufo bufo (common toad) is the source of this 4716-nucleotide messenger RNA. It is a transcript of the gene ADAMTS18, whose product is annotated as ADAM metallopeptidase with thrombospondin type 1 motif 18. The record is from RefSeq and is a predicted model, not a curated record. NCBI's taxonomy places the organism in Eukaryota, Metazoa, Chordata, Amphibia, Anura, Bufonidae. The transcript is spliced from 22 exons. Gene Ontology annotation, biological process: proteolysis; extracellular matrix organization. Gene Ontology annotation, cellular component: extracellular matrix. The coding region runs from base 1 to 3837 and encodes 1278 amino acids. Gene Ontology annotation, molecular function: metalloendopeptidase activity.